Molecule: messenger RNA, 2917 nt
Organism: Bicyclus anynana (squinting bush brown)
Lineage: Eukaryota; Metazoa; Arthropoda; Insecta; Lepidoptera; Nymphalidae
Exons: 14
Coding region: 41-2251 (736 amino acids)
Biological process (GO): regulation of exit from mitosis; protein dephosphorylation; microtubule cytoskeleton organization
Cellular component (GO): kinociliary basal body; centrosome; nucleolus
Molecular function (GO): protein serine/threonine phosphatase activity; protein tyrosine/serine/threonine phosphatase activity
Source: RefSeq, a predicted model, not a curated record
AGAUAUGUAAUCAAAUAUAAUAAAUAUUAUACUUCAAACAAUGUCUCGCAGUACAGAUAUAGUAUUUAUGACUGAAUAUAUAAAACAUGUAUUGUAUUUUGCUACAGUCAGACAAGGAAAAAUUCUCAAGCACACCAAUGAUACCCAUUAUUUUUCUAUUGAUGACGAAUUAAUUUAUGAAAACUAUUACUCCGAUUUCGGACCGUUGAACUUAGGAUGCGUGUAUAAAUACUGUAAUAUUUUAAACGAAAAAUUAAAACAAUACUUGAAUAAGCAGCGUAUUGUUCAUUAUUCUUCAAUAGAUCCAAAGAAAAAGGCCAAUGCUGCUUUUCUUAUAGGAUGUUACGGUGUGUUAUAUCUGAGCUUACAACCUAAGGAUGCCAUAAAGCCUUUAGUUGCUUAUGGUCAAAAUUACAGGCCAUUUCAAGAUGCAACUCAAGGAGAUUCAAACUAUACAAUUUCUUUACUGGACUGUCUUCAAGGAUGUGCCAAAGCUCGUGAUUUAAAUUUCUUUAAUUUCCAAGAUUUUAAUUAUGCAGAAUAUGAUAGACUAGAUAAAAUACAAGGCGGUGAUCUCAAUUGGAUUUUACCUUGUGAGUAUAAAAUGAAAUUCGAGUUAAAUCAUUUUCCGUGUGUCGCUUUUUUAACUGUAAAUAUAGGUAAAUUUUUAGCAUUUAUUGGACCGGUGGACUACUGUUUGGCUCUUUAUCACCCUCCUGAAAUGUAUAUCGAUUAUUUUAAAGAAAAUAAUAUCAAAAUUGUUAUAAGACUAAACAAAAGUCUUUAUGACGGAAAUGUGUUUUCUAAUGCAGGAAUUACACACUAUAAUUUAUUUUUUCCUGAUGGAUCGUGUCCUCCUCGACAUAUACUAUUAAAAUUUUUACAAAUUAGUGAAGAAUGCGACGGAGCUAUUGCAGUUCAUUGCAAGGCAGGUUUAGGUCGCACUGGGUCACUGAUUGGAUGUUAUUUGAUAAAACAUUAUCGGAUGACUGCCCAUGAAGCUAUAGCUUGGAUGAGAAUAUGUAGACCUGGCUCAGUUAUUGGUCACCAGCAGGGAUGGUUAGAAGAGUUGGAGCCGUGGUUAAUUAAACAGGGCAAUUUAUAUAGGAGACGCAAUUACCAUGACGUUGACAAAAUGCCAAACCAUGAUUUUGGUAUCUACUCUAUUGCUGAGAAAUCGCAUCAGCAAAGGCCGUUAUUGAGCACCAAAUCGCAAUCACCGCCGCCUCCAAUUCAAAGGCUUUCACGAUCAGACAGUAUUUCUCCAUCAGCACGACCGAUAGCAUCCAAAACAAGAGAAGCUGCUAAUAAAACGACCGAAAAAUCGCAACGUGCGUGGAAGGAGACAGUGAACACUGGGCCAAAGCUUCCUAUCAAAGGUGCAUCACAAGACCUCAGUGGAAUCUCAAGACGUGGAAUUGGAGCAGGCGAACCGCGUGCUGUGCGCCCGUCAGUACGGAACCGAAACCGAAUUGAAACAAGUGAUAGAAAUUGCUUUAGAAACUUUAAUGUCCCAACAUUUCCUUCAAAUCAGACACCAAUCGCAGUGACAUUGGAUGAGGUUCGGAACAUUUUAUUGCGAAAUUCUACAUUUAAAAGAGCAACGGUAUCCAGUGAUCAAAGGUCACCUUUAUUUAGCGAUCAAAGAGAAAAGCUUUUGGAUUCUACCGUUAUAGUCAAACCACAAUAUAAUGUAAGAGGGUCUAACGUAUUAAAUAAACGUCCAAUUCCUGGCACUGUUCCAAAAAUAACAUCGUCAACAUACACAUAUCACACAGGUCCAACCCAGCCUCAACAAAGGCGUCGUCUUGGUCGAAGUCCCAGUCCACCUAUUAUUAAAAUGAUGAACGAAAAAUCUCGAGCAACAAAUACUGCUCCAACUGUAGAAGUUUACCAAAAUCAUGAAUCCAAAACUAAUUUAAAAGGACAGCUAUCAAGGCUAAAAUUAAUCGCGCCGAGGCACGGCUCCAUCGGUGCCGCGUCACUGGGCGCGCAGCGGGGCGCGCCUCCCGACCCUCGGCAGGCCCCCUCAGUACGCUCUGACGAGCGACCACUCGCCACACAGGGAGACAUGCUAAACAGCAUCAAGUUCCAGAGAAGACUUCGUGAUACCAUCACUGCGGAAAGAUUGGAAAAGCAAGGAAUUAGUAACAUCACAGAGAAACCUAGCGCGGGUCUGGCAAGAGGACGCUACCGCAAUCCACGGCCGAGCUCGUCUAAAGGAAGAUAUCCACAUCCGUCUUUUUACUAAUACAUUUAUGACUUAGUUUGGAACUGCGGACUUAUUUAGCUAGACACCGCAAGCGUUUUCGAAAAAAUUGUGCAAAGAAGCUGUUUGCCGCUAAUUUUUUUUGAUAUGAAACGUCAUAAGUAGCAUGUCAGUGACUGUUGACCGACGGACGUCUCACCACGUUAUAAACCGACAUAUUAAAAGCCCAUCCCUUUAAUAAAUAAAUCAUUACUUCAUCAAAAAAUGUAUGGGUCGGUGGGCAUUCUCCUUUAUAUUUAUACAAUUUCAAUGUUGGACAACUAAUAUCCGUCCCAAGUUUAUUUACAACAUCGACCAUUUCUCAGACGUAACGAUUACCUACAGUGAUUUUAUUUUAUUUGGACAUAACGAAAUAAUUAGAUAAUUACUACUAAGUUAACAGCAUCGUAGGUAGUAAAAAUUUAACACGGAUAGUAUUUCAUUAACAAACGGCUUCUAGCUAAAUAUUACUCCGUGCUUUGAACCGUUGGUGUACUGUAGCGAUAUUGUUGUCAAAUUAUAAGUUUUUUGACGUUGAUGUUAAUUUGUCUAUCAAGAUUGCGAAAAUGUUUGUUUUUUUACCACAUUGUCGACAAAAUUGGUGAAUUGAUUUGUGGCGUCCGAAUCCAGAUAAGAUUCAACAAAAUAAAAUACAACACAAUUAAAAUA